This is a messenger RNA of Vicia villosa (hairy vetch), 1626 nucleotides long. RefSeq names its product probable F-box protein At4g22030. Bases 1 to 1626 code for a protein of 541 amino acids. The record is from RefSeq and is a predicted model, not a curated record. The transcript is spliced from 3 exons. NCBI's taxonomy places the organism in Eukaryota, Viridiplantae, Streptophyta, Magnoliopsida, Fabales, Fabaceae.
AUGGCUUCAAUGUUAAAAACUUCAGUUGUAACUUCUUGCUCUUUAACAUCUUCAAAGAGAGUUAUUAAUGCAGCUAUCCAUCUUCCCAAACUCCCAAAUAUUUCAUUGCCACCAACAAAGAUUCAAACCAGCAGAAAACAACUACUUGAUCAUCAACAGUUAAUACUAGAAAAAUACAACAAUAACAAAAACAACACACAGAUAUUACAUGAUCAACAACAAGAGAAUUCUACAAAUUCUAAAGUCAUAGUUCAACUUUAUGCUGUCUUAGAAGCUGUAUCCGACAGAGUUGAAAUGCAUCAAAACAUUGGUGAACAACGUAACAACUGGAACAACCUUCUAUUAAACUCAAUCAACAUGAUUACUCUAACUGCUACAACCAUGUCUGGUGUUGCUGCUGUCACAAGUGGGGAAGGUGCACCACUUUUGGCUCUGAAGUUAUCUUCUGCUCUUUUAUUCUCAGCUGCAACUGGAUUAUUACUUAUCAUGAACAAAAUCCAACCCUCUCAACUCACUGAGGAACAAAGAAAUGCUACAAGACUGUUCAAACAACUUCAGACACAAAUCCAAACUACAAUUGCUAUUGGAAAUCCCACUGAGGAUGAUGUGAAGGGUGCAAUGGAGAAGGUUUUGGCUCUUGACAAAGCCUAUCCACUUCCCUUAUUAGGAGCAAUGCUUGAAAAGUUUCCUGCAAAGUAUGAACCUGCAGUUUGGUGGCCUUCCAAAAAAGGAAAAACUCAAAGCAAGAAAAUGGGUAAAAUGGAUAAUGGAUGGAGUGAAGAAUUAGAAAUGGAAAUGAGGGAGGUUGUUGAAGUGAUAAAGAGAAAAGAUGCUGAAGAUUAUGACAGACUCGGAAACAUAGCAUUGAAGAUAAACAAGAGUUUGGCAAUUGCAGGGCCAUUGCUCACGGGAAUGGCAGCUAUUGGAUCUUCAUUCAUAGGAAAUGGAAGUUCUUUGGCUGCUUUUGUACCUCUUUUGGCUGGUUCAUUGGCUGCUGCAGUUAAUACUUUUGAGCAUGGUGGACAAGUUGGGAUGGUUUUUGAAAUGUACAGAACUUCUGGUGGCUUCUUUAAGAUGUUAGAAACCUCUAUUGAAUCAACACUGGGAGAGAAAGAUGUAGAGAAAAGAGAAAAUGGAGAGUUGUUUGAAAUGAAGAUGGCUUUGCAGUUGGGAAGAAGUAUAUCAAAUCUGAGAGAACUUGCAUCAAAAUCAGCUACUGUGGGAACUAGACGACGAGACGACAUGAUUGCUUAUAGACGACUUGACAGAGCUGUAGAGAGCUCUCGUCGGGUAGGGGCAGAUGAUGGGAAAGAUUCGCAACUCCGGACGGGUAGAGAGGAUAUAGAGACUCGAGUUGAGGCUCAAGUUGACACUGAGGUGGAGGCUCAAACUGAGUUAGAGGUGACGAAGGCACACACUAAGGUGGAGACUCAAGCUGACACUGAGAUGGAGACCCAUGUUGACAAUGAGACGACGACUCAGGUUGGUGAGGAUGUGAAGGCUCAAGCUGAGACGGGAGUGACUGCUCUGGCUAAUAUAGAGUCGAUUGUACAAAUAUAUGGGGGCUUCCCUAGAGAGUGUAGUGAUAAUUCCUUCCUCCGCAUAUAUCAAUCAUGUGGCAUUUAG